Messenger RNA from Schizosaccharomyces octosporus yFS286, 1390 nucleotides. Its product is annotated as adenosine kinase. Bases 92 to 1114 code for a protein of 340 amino acids. Gene Ontology annotation, cellular component: nucleus; cytosol. The transcript has a single exon. NCBI's taxonomy places the organism in Eukaryota, Fungi, Ascomycota, Schizosaccharomycetes, Schizosaccharomycetales, Schizosaccharomycetaceae. Gene Ontology annotation, molecular function: adenosine kinase activity. The record is from RefSeq and is a predicted model, not a curated record. Gene Ontology annotation, biological process: purine ribonucleoside salvage.
UUUCAAGUGAUGUUACAGAAUCUUUUGUAAACUCAUGUCGAACCGCAGUUACCCUUUUCCUAUAUACUUUUGAAGAAGAAUAUUACUGACUAUGUCUUCUUACGUCUUAUUCGGAUUGGAAAACCCUUUGUUGGAUUACUACGUUGGAGGAGGAGAAGAUACGCUCCAAAAGUAUGAAUUGAACGCCAACGAUGCCAUUUUGGCAUCUGAGAAGCAAAUGGGUAUUUACAAAGAGACCUGUAUAAGUUAUGGUGCUGGUGGUGCUGCUCAAAACAGCUGCCGUGCUGCUCAAUAUGUCCUUCCUCCCAACUCUACUGUUUUUGCUGGUUGUGUAGGUAAUGACGAUUUCGCUCGCAUGCUUCGUGAGUCUAAUGACAAAGCUGGAUUACGCUCUCUUUUCUCUGUUGAUCCUUCCACCACUACUGGUGUUUGUGCCGUUGUUUUGAGUAACAAUAACAAAUGCCGCUCGUUGUGCACCAACUUGGGAGCUGCAAACAACUAUAAGCUUAAGGACUUGAAGGCUCCUGAAGUUUGGAGCCUUGUCGAAAGCUCUAAGAUUUUCUAUGUUGGUGGAUACCACUUGACUGUCAGCCCUGAGGCUAUGUUGGAAUUGGCCAAGCAUGCUGUUGAAAAAAACAAGCCCUACAUUAUGAAUCUUAGUGCUCCUUUUCUUUCUCAAUUUUUCAAGGAGCAAAUGGACUCUGUUGUUCCUUAUUGUGACUACAUCAUUGGUAACGAGUCUGAAAUCCUUAGCUAUGGUGAGCACCACGGUAUUCAAACUAAGGAUGUUGGUCAAGUAGCUUUGGCUUUGGCUUCUGUUGAGAAGGUAAACAAGAAACGCAGUCGUGCUGUUGUUAUUACCCAGGGUGCCGAUGCCACUAUUGUAGUCCAAGAUGGUAAAGUAAACACCUACAAGCCUAAUCACGUUCCCGCUGAGGAAAUUGUUGACACUAAUGGCGCAGGUGAUGCCUUUGCCGGAGGUUUCAUUGCUGCUCUUGCUGGAGACCAUGGUAUCGACUAUGCCAUUACUCUCGGACACUGGUUGGGUCAAGAGUGCAUCAAGGUCAGCGGUACAACUCUUCCCCUUCCCAAAAAGCAAUACCCUCUUCCCUAAUUUGACUGGAUGUAGAAAUAGAAACGAGAUCACUUAGGCAUAACUCGCUUGCAAGUAUAGAUGAAAAAGCCUAAAGAAAUUCGAUUCAAAGACAAUUAAAGCAAUAUAUUUUGCUCACCUUUAUGUUCAUCAUAUCGUACCUUAAGUGAUGGAAAGUUAUUGUAAACCGUUAAACAUUUCCUUCUGUUCCAACUAUCUAAUCUGUAAAAUUUCUUUGAUAUAAUCCUUAAUUUACUUGUGUAGAUAUCUGCAGCUGAUUAGCGACUCAUUUCUCCU